AUGGCGGACACAGUCGCUGAGCCCGAAGAGGCACCUAUCUCCAACAGCCCCGACAACGAUGCGCCGGCCGCAGACACCACUGUCGUCAAGAAGACCAAAAAAAUCAUUCGCCGGAAGAAGAGGCCCGCCAGGACACAGGUCGACCCUUCUUUCGUGAAGUCCGAGCCGCCUCCGCAGACGGGCACGAUUUUUAACAUCUGGUAUGCCAAAUGGUCUGGCGGCGACCGCGGCGAUCAACAAGAUCUCAACACGCCGGCUCCGGGCCGCUGCAACAUCGCUCGCGACAGUGGCUAUACGCGCGCCGAUAAAGUGCCCGGGUCGUUCUUUUGCCUGUUCUUCGCCUACGGAACUUGUUUCAAGGGCCCCGAGUGCGAAUACCUCCAUCGCUUACCGACGAUACACGACCUCUUCAACCCGAACGUGGACUGCUUCGGGCGAGAUAAGCACUCGGAUUAUCGCGAUGAUAUGGGAGGUGUGGGAUCCUUCACCCGCCAGAAUCGCACGUUGUAUGUUGGUCGAAUCCACGUCACCGAUGACAUCGAAGAGGUGGUCGCGAGACACUUUGCGGAGUGGGGUCAGAUUGAGCGCACGCGGGUCUUGACGGGACGAGGUGUCGCUUUCGUGACGUAUUCGAAUGAGGCGAAUGCGCAAUUCGCCAAGGAAGCUAUGUCUCACCAGAGCUUGGACAAUAAUGAAGUACUGAAUGUCCGCUGGGCGACAGUGGACCCGAACCCGAUGGCGCAUAAGCGAGAGGCACGACGAUUGGAAGAGCAGGCUGCGGAGGCGGUGCGUCGGGCACUUCCCGCGGCUUUCGUGGCCGAGAUUGAGGGCCGUGAUCCCGAGGCGAAGAAGCGGAAGAAGAUUGAGGGUAGCUUUGGGUUGGAUGGCUAUGAUGUACCGGAUGAUGUGUGGCAUGCGCGCACACGGCAGCUGGAAAGCUCGAAGCCCGCUGCUGGUGAGCUCGAAGCACCCGAGCAGCCGCUGAUGAUUGAGUCUGCGACGACUGCAGUUGCGCCUGCGGCACCAGAGCCCGAGAGCGGGAUCUUCUCGAGCGCAACGGUGGCAGCUUUGCGGGGACUUGCCGGUGGAAAUGUCAGGACUCAAGCAGCGCCCAAAGCCUCCGGGCCGUUGGUUGCCUACGGAAGUGACGACGACAGCGACUGA
Penicillium cinerascens is the source of this 1164-nucleotide messenger RNA. It is a transcript of the gene cwc2, whose product is annotated as active spliceosome conformation promoter CWC2. NCBI's taxonomy places the organism in Eukaryota, Fungi, Ascomycota, Eurotiomycetes, Eurotiales, Aspergillaceae. Gene Ontology annotation, molecular function: metal ion binding; pre-mRNA binding; U6 snRNA binding. The record is from RefSeq and is a predicted model, not a curated record. The transcript has 3 exons. The coding region runs from base 1 to 1164 and encodes 387 amino acids. Gene Ontology annotation, cellular component: Prp19 complex; U2-type catalytic step 1 spliceosome; U2-type catalytic step 2 spliceosome.